AUGGAUCCUACCACUGAGCUGGUAACGGACAUCAUAGUCAGUGAGGCAGCCACAGGCAUGGCGGUGGAGGAGGAGUACGUGGAGGAAAUCACCACGCUACCGAUGGAUGAUGAGACGGUUGCCAUGACGACAGAAGGUUCAUUCACAACAUUCACACCAGACGAGGAAGAGAAAGGGCCGAGAAUUUGGAAAUCCGUUACGGUAAAAUUUACAUUGCCUGAUAAAUCGCCUACUGAUAUCGGAGGGCCUCUUAGACUAGAGAUUAAAAAUGCGAUAAAUCCAAUUCUGAAGGAGAAAUUUAAGGACUACAAUGCAUCGUCCAUUGCAUUUAGUUCGGGUAGUCUCAUAGCGAAUGUGAAACUGGACUUUAGUUUGCGGAUUACGGUAGAAGAAAGACGAGAAGUGAUCAAGGUGUUCUACGAGAUGGUUGAGCGGAAUAAUACCCUUGGAAGCCUUCGUGUUGAAAAGCUUUAUGUUUUGAAUGUAAAAGGAUCGUACGAUAGGAUUGAUGAUGCCUGUCAUAUCACCCGUUGUCCAUCCGGAAUGACAUGCUUCACUGACGGGAAUGAUUGUACAUCUGUAUGUAGCACUAAUCAGCACUACUGUCACCAUGGAACAUGUGAGAAGGAUGCUAAACGGUCUUCAUUCAUCACGUGCCAGUAAGAGAAUCGAAUUAUGGGCAUCGUUUCACAA
This is a messenger RNA of Strongylocentrotus purpuratus (purple sea urchin), 693 nucleotides long. RefSeq lists its product as uncharacterized. NCBI's taxonomy places the organism in Eukaryota, Metazoa, Echinodermata, Echinoidea, Camarodonta, Strongylocentrotidae. The coding region runs from base 1 to 663 and encodes 220 amino acids. The record is from RefSeq and is a predicted model, not a curated record. The transcript is spliced from 5 exons.